AACAAAGUUGUCGCUGUGGUUGGUGAGGUGACUUGUCAAAAUUAUAAAACUCAUCGUGAAACCAAAAUUGUAGAAUUUUUUCGCUGAACUGCGGAUUUUGAAAUAGAUUUUAUUUUAUUUAAAUAUAAAAUACAACAAACAUGACGGUGAAAAAUAAGGCAGAAGAGCCUAAAAAGGAAAAGGCUGAGCCUGUCCCUGCUCCGAAUGACGAUUUGUCCGAAGAAGAUAAACGUCUCCAAGAAGAACUGAACAUGCUAGUCGAAAAGCUUGUGGGGAAUGAAAAGGAUCUGUAUUUCCCGGCUCUUCAAAUGCUCAGCAACCUCAUUAGAACAUCCACAACAUCGAUGACGUCAGUGCCAAAGCCUCUCAAGUUUUUGCGGGAACAUUAUCCUGCUCUGAAAGAAGUAUAUGGAAAAAUCACAGAUGCAAAGACCAAGAAGUUUUGUGCUGAUGUCGUGUCCGUAUUAGCAAUGGGAGUGAGUGGAUCUCAAGAUGCUGCAGAGAAGAGAGAAUGUCUUAAAUAUUGUCUCCUCGGAACUAUGUCUAAUGUUGGAGAUUGGGGCCAUGAAUAUGUCAGACAACUGGAAGGAGAAAUAGCUGAAGAGUGGAAUGUUGAGAACAUGGACACUCUGCUGCCGUUAGUAAGGGAUGUUGUUGCCUUUGACAUGCAGCACUCUGCUGAGAUCCAAGCUUGUGAUCUCCUAAUGGAAAUCGACCGGCUCGACCUUCUAACACAACAUAUGGAUCAGAGCAACUAUCCUCGUGUUUGCCUGUAUCUUAUUGGGUGUGCCAGUUAUGUUGUAGAACCAGAGGCCACUCAGAUCCUACAGGGUGUGUUGGAUACAUACCUACGUUUCGGAGAAUAUCCAAGGGCACUAUUGGUUGCAAUGCAGCUUCAUGACAAGGUCAAGUGUGAGGAGGUCUUCAAUUCAUGUAAUGAUCCAUUACUAAAGAAGCAGCUUUGCUACAUGCUCGCGCGUCAGUACGUGCCGCUAGACAUGGACGACGAAGACCUGCGUACCAUUCUCCUCAAUGCACACAUCAAUGAUCAUUACUUAAGCCUUGCUAGAGAGCUCGACAUAAUGGAGCCAAAAACUCCCGAAGAAGUCUAUAAGACUUGGUUGGAGUCUGCCGGUUCAGCACUCAGGCCGUCACUACUGGCAGACCACCCAGUGGACUCUGCGCGCCAAAAUCUCUCCGCAACGUUCGUCAACGCUUUCGUGAAUGCUGGCUUUGGCCGUGACAAGCUUGUCACCACUGAAGAUGGGAAUAAGUGGAUGUACAAGAAUAAAGAUCAUGGUAUGUUAUCCGCGGCUGCCUCCCUAGGCAUGAUCCACUUAUGGGAUGUAGAUGGUGGUCUCACACCCAUCGACAAGUACUUGUACACAGCCGAUGAACACAUCAAGGCGGGAGCGUUGUUGGCGUUGGGGCUGGUCAAUUGCGGCGUACGCAACGAGUGCGAUCCGGCGCUAGCGUUGUUGUCAGAUUAUGUGCUACAUUCUAGCACCAAUCUUAGGAUUGGCAGCGUUUUAGGUCUCGGCAUCGCGUACGCGGGCACGCAUCGAGAGGACGUGCUGUCCCACCUCCUGCCGGUGUUGAGCGACACGAGCGCCACGCCCGAGAUCUACGCGCUGGCCGCCAUCUCCUGCGGCCUCAUCGCCGUCGGCUCCUGCAACGGAGAGGUAACGUGCGCUAUCAUUCAACGCCUCAUAGAUGACAACAAGGAUUUGCACUCUUCUACCUAUGCUAGAUUCUUGCAUUUGGGAUUGGGCCUGUGUUUCUUGGGCUGUAAGGAGCGCACGGAAGCCACCAUGGCGGCCUUGGAAGUGUUGCCAGAGCCGCAGCAGUCUCUGUGCCAGACCACACUGUCCAUGUGCGCGUACGCAGGCACCGGUGACGUGCUCGUCGUGCAACAGAUGCUGCACAUUUGCUCCAAGCACUAUGAGACUGAUAACGAACAAUCCUCAGCUGAGGACACCGCUUUCAAGAAGCAAGACAAGAAAGAAGCCAAAGAAGGCUCCAGCAGCUCCACUGCAGCGAGCUCUUCCAAGGAUGAUAAGAGCAAAGGCAAAUCAUCAAAGGACGGCAAGAGCAAGGAGAAGGACAAGGAAAAGGAGGCCAACAAGGAAUUAUCAUCGGUGCAGGCCGUGGCCACUCUCGGAGUCGCCGUUAUCGCCUUCGCCGAGGAGACCGGCGCGGAAAUGUGCACUCGCAUCUUUGGACAGCUCGGUCGUUACGGAGAGCCAGCCGUGCGCCGCGCAGUGCCAUUGGCAAUUGCUCUGUGUUCUAUCUCGAACCCACAACUGGCUGUCAUCGACGUUCUAAACAAGUAUUCUCACGAUUCCGACAAUGACGUCGCUUACAACGCCAUCUUCGCCAUGGGAUUGGUCGGCGCUGGAACCAACAAUGCCAGACUGGCUACAAUGCUCCGCGCGCUGGCGCUGUACCACGGCAAGUCGCCCGUGCACCUGUUCAUGGUGCGCCUCGCCCAGGGCCUGUGCCACGCGGGCAAGGGCACCGUCACCCUCAGCCCCGCGCACAGCGACCGCCGCCUCAUCAACCAGCCCGCGCUCGCCGGCCUGCUCGUCGUGCUCACCGCCUUCCUCGACUGCAAGAACAUUAUUCUGGGCAAGUCCCACUACUUACUGUACGUGUUGGCGACGUCCAUGCAGCCCCGCUGGCUGGUGACCCUUGACGAGAACCUGCAGCCCCUCAACGUUAGCGUGCGAGUCGGACAGGCGGUCGACGUGAUCGGUAAGGCUGGUACACCGAAGACAAUCGCCGGAUCUCACACGCACACCACGCCGGUGCUGCUUUCCUUCGGCGAGCGCGCCGAACUCGCCACAGACGAGUACAUCCCACUGUCUCCCGUCAUGGAGGGCUUUGUUAUCCUCAAGAAGAACGAAGACAGCAUUAUGGCUUCGGUCCAGUAGACUACAGUUAGAUGUGUAGACUUCAGAAUAAUGUAAGAUUAUAGAAGUAGUAGUAAUUUUAAAUUUCCCUCUUCAAACAUACCUAACAUGUUUGAAGAGGGAAGUUUAAAAUCUUAAAUAUACCUUGAUAAUGAAAGAGCAUCAAUAAAAGAGCUAAUGAAUUUGAUGUCACAAGUAAUGGUUCUGACACCAUUAUAGUAGCAUGUUUUGGUUACAUCUUGGAUCUCAAUUCUGAGAUUUAGCUUUACAACUAUGCACAAAAUUAAGUGCGAUGUAAGACACUCAUUCCUUAAGUUUCAUGUACAAUAUUGAAUUUCUAUUUUCUUAUAUUAUUCCGUUUCUAUGAUGUUAGACGUAACUUUAUAUGUGUAACUUUCCGAUUUUAAUGUAAUAAAAAUAUCUAUUAUGUAUAUGCA
This is a messenger RNA of Amyelois transitella, 3349 nucleotides long. RefSeq names its product 26S proteasome non-ATPase regulatory subunit 2 (gene Rpn1). The transcript has 18 exons. The coding region runs from base 141 to 2933 and encodes 930 amino acids. Gene Ontology annotation, molecular function: enzyme regulator activity. NCBI's taxonomy places the organism in Eukaryota, Metazoa, Arthropoda, Insecta, Lepidoptera, Pyralidae. The record is from RefSeq and is a predicted model, not a curated record. Gene Ontology annotation, biological process: proteasome-mediated ubiquitin-dependent protein catabolic process; regulation of protein catabolic process. Gene Ontology annotation, cellular component: proteasome complex; proteasome storage granule; proteasome regulatory particle, base subcomplex.